Messenger RNA from Pecten maximus, 2584 nucleotides. RefSeq lists its product as uncharacterized. Lineage: Eukaryota; Metazoa; Mollusca; Bivalvia; Pectinida; Pectinidae. Gene Ontology annotation, biological process: signal transduction. Bases 171 to 896 code for a protein of 241 amino acids. Gene Ontology annotation, molecular function: protein binding. The transcript has 6 exons. The record is from RefSeq and is a predicted model, not a curated record.
CGGUUAACAGAGCAACAGGGACGUUGCAAUUGAUAGUGGUGAUUUUCACUGAAUUUCUGUGUACAUAUUUGUUAUGGAAUGGUAUGAUAACAUGAUUUAGGAUCGAUAUUUUGUAUUAAAGAUAGAAUGUCUUGUUUCUGUACAAAAUGUUUUGAAUGCUGACAUAAACAAUGGCAUCUGGUGGCAGACCUAACAUGAACAUAAUUACCACUGGGGCUGGUGACUAUGAUGAGGAUUACGUACGGAAAAAGAUUGAGAGAGCAAAUUUAAAAGUAGCCGCAGCCAUGGAAAAAAUAAAAAAGGCACAAAAACAAGUAACGUAUGUAGAGGACAGUAGCUCAGAUUCAUCAGACGAUGAGAUGGGAGAUCUUCUUUCUCCUCAAGAUUUUAAUAAGAAUCCAGAUGGAGCAGCAAUCCAUAUUAAAAAGCAGAUUGGGAAUGGCGCCAUCGCCAACAUAAGGAUUGGUAGUGCUAAGAAUAUUCAAGUUGGAGACAGGAACACUAUGGUUAUAAACAAGGGUACCAGAACUCCCCGCCAAGAGAAGAGGGAGGAAGACAUGAUGUCCAUAGAAGAUGUAACGCCUCCACCAGAACUGACUACUGCACAACAGGCAGUACUAGAUUCAGACAAAAUUGUUGAUGACGUGAAACUACAGGCCCUUACCACAGUAAUCGGGAAACAGUAUCGACGAAUAUUCAGGAAAUUAGAAAUAUAUGAUGAGGAUAUUGACCAACUCUAUCAGGACUACAAAGGAGACGGCAUUCGAACAGUUAUAUAUCAAGGACUUUUGAUGUGGAAGAAAAAGACUGCGAGAAAUGCAACAGUGGGGACACUUGUGAAAGCAAUUUAUGGUGUCACCAAAAACACAAAGGUCAUGGAUAGUAUGAUCAAUUAAGUCUCAAAAUAGACCCAGUCCAUCUGCGUUGUAGCACGAGCUCGGUCUUGACAACUCUUCUUCACCUAGGUUUUAUCCCUUCCCUGGAGAAAUCCGAGGUUCUUCCCUUCCAGGACUUCGUUUUCUAUGGUUGGGAAGGAUUUAUCGAAAUGAUCAUAAUUAUGGAAAAUUCUUUUCAAGACAUAAUGUUAUGUGAUUCAAAAAAGCAGUGCUCAUGUUUUAUUUACUGGCCAAUGGAAUUGGAUUUUUUGCAUUACAACAGUGAAAUUUCUAUCAUUAUUCAUUACGUUGUUGAAACAUACCAAAAUCACGCUUGUUGGCCCGGAUGGACAUGCCUGAAGGGUCUAAGUGUGGGAGGAAACUGCAGUACCCAGGAAAAAUCCAUCGGGCAGGAGAUCCCAUAUCUUUUCAUGUCCGAUCAAGGAAUCCAACCCAGGCCGCCUAGAUGAAAGGCAAGUGUACUACAGCUGUGCCACAUGGACCACACAGAAUCUUUAUAGCCUUGGCUAGAAAUACAAUGUAAUGCAUAUUGAAUAAAUCAUUUUUUUCUGAGUUUGAUUAAUUAAGUUUUCUUCCCAAUGCAAUUUUGUUUCCAGACUAUUUGUUUUGUUUCACUGGAUUUAUAGCCUCAUGACUAACCAGGGUUAUUUUGAGGUCGGGUCUCCGUGUAGUAGCUGGUGGCUACUUCACUGAACAAUAUAUGAAUGGCUGAUCUCAUAUUUUCCACAGAAAUAUAUGUCUUUUACAAGGACACAACAGAUGUAGGACAGAAUGAUCCAUAAAAUCAACUUCGUGAGAAAACACAAACUGUCCGAGUAAGGAUAAAAACACAAGAUAUCUCAGGCUUUCACCUUAGAUUGCAUUGUUCUCUGCUUUACUGGAUAAGCUAUCAUGUUCUAAGCUUUUAAACUACAAACAGAGUGUUCUUGUGUCAAUGUCAGAAUUUCUGUACAAUAUUAUACAAUUAUUGACAUUGUUUAGGCUAAUAUAAGGAAUUGUUAACCUAGUGAGGGCGGAGGGGAAUAUUAUCUUUCUCAGGUUAACAAUUCCUUGUAUUAACCUAAACAAAGUCAAUAACUGUUUGGUUAUAUGAAACAAUUCCAAUGAUACCAUUUUUCGCUAUAUGAAUUCUUAACUUAACACAGCUUAUAAAAAUCACAUGUUUAUUAAAAUAUUAACAUGUCUUAUAAAACAAAAACAACACAAAUUUUGUAGAUUUUCCAUAUAUUGUAAUUUGCAUUAAAUUGAGAAAAAAAUGAAAUUCUCUCAUUUAACAUAAGCACUUACAUGACUGGUGUUCAUGCAGUGAUUCACAUCCCCAGUUUCACUACAUUGACAUUUUUGACAUUAUUCUAUGUGUGUACAGUCAAAACACUUAUUAUCAAACUUGGCAGUAGUUUUGUCUGCUAUUUUGUUUAUGAAGGCUGUAUAUAGUCUGAUAAUCGACAAAUUUUGUGACUAUUAAAAGAUACUGAAACCCUAGAACAUCCUGUGUUUACAUUUAUAGUCGAGGUUAACAAUGUGUGAUAUUGACCUCUCAUGCAGGAAUUCGGAGACUAAGGAAAUUAAUGAUGUAUAGAUCAAGAAAACCAAUGUGCAUAAAAUAUGCAGCAAUUAGAAUAAAUCAUGGUCUCAGUCGAGGUUGAUGGAACAAUUGGUUAUCUAGAUCAAUGCUUAUGAUAAUAAAA